This is a messenger RNA of Aspergillus campestris IBT 28561, 501 nucleotides long. Its product is annotated as endosulfine family protein. NCBI's taxonomy places the organism in Eukaryota, Fungi, Ascomycota, Eurotiomycetes, Eurotiales, Aspergillaceae. Bases 1 to 501 code for a protein of 166 amino acids. Gene Ontology annotation, molecular function: protein phosphatase inhibitor activity. The transcript has 3 exons. The record is from RefSeq and is a predicted model, not a curated record. Gene Ontology annotation, cellular component: cytoplasm.
AUGAAUCCUCACCAGCAAAAUAAAGUUGACACCAGCUCUCUGAGCCCAGAUGAGCAACGGCUCCUGCGCAUGUAUGGCAAGAUGCCGAACAAGAAGGACCUCCUUCAGAACAAGUUGAAGGAGCGUAAAUACUUCGACUCCGGCGAUUAUGCCUUGAGCAAAGCCGGCAAAGCCUCCGACGUCGGCGUCACCAACAUCGGUUCCCAGCAUCCUGUCCCCGAGAACAUCCCUCAUUUGACCGCCACCUCGCCCGGUGCCAACAACCCCGCUGCGGCCAGCAAUGGUUCGUGUACCAGUGCCCAAGGACAGCAGAUCCCUGGCAGCAUUAGCGGUCAUCCGGGCUCCGUGGGAUUCCAGAGCAGAAGCCCCGCCAAGGAGGGCAGCUAUUUGCAGCGUGAGACGAGCGCCGAAGGAUUUGAGAGCGAUAACAAGGACAAGGACGCAGAGGAUCCCAGUGUGAGCCCGCCGCCUGCUCGUGGUGGCGUUCCCAUUCGACGAUAG